UGCUGUCAAAAGUACAUCUUGAAACCGGAUUACGUAUCUCCUGGUGGUCGUUUUCUGCUAAGUAAGGUUACAGUACAGGGCGUUUCAGCUUGGCUCUGUACUGGAUGACGUUUGUGGCGGCUGAGCCUAAGGUAGAGUCUGAGGAGGAUGGUAAGGUUACUGUUGUAACAUCUGAGUGAGGGAGAGACCUCCAAACGCAAACAAAUCGACUGUGACCCUUCCCAACUGCCCAACAAGGUUACGAAGAUUGGCAGAGUUGAUGCAUGGGGCCAUGGAAAAUCCAAACACCAAUGUCUCUCAUUCACUACAUGUCUUGGCUCACAAAUCAGACAUGUGAGUUCCUCAAUGAUCUGUGGUAUGUCUUCUGUUUGUACUCCCACAACGUCGCUGCUAAGGGAAAAUUCAUCGCAUUUGUGUCGACAGAUGCAGAGACUGAGAACCCUCAAACCGAACUAAAGGCUGGAAUUGAUCUUUUGUGUCCUGUUGAUGAGAUAUUCUUCUACCUGUAUGAUAGAUACAAGUCUCUCAACGUGCCAUCUUGGGGCAACUGCUUUAUAUCAACGAGCUAUGAUGCUACAGCACACUUCGAGACAACUGUUGCUCAUUUGUUGAACAUGUAUACCCUAAUCACUAAAUGUUCUGACAUUCUUCACUACGGAUGUAUGUUAGAUGCGAAUUGA
Messenger RNA from Brassica oleracea var. oleracea, 680 nucleotides. RefSeq names its product guanosine nucleotide diphosphate dissociation inhibitor 2-like. The record is from RefSeq and is a predicted model, not a curated record. The transcript has 5 exons. Lineage: Eukaryota; Viridiplantae; Streptophyta; Magnoliopsida; Brassicales; Brassicaceae. Gene Ontology annotation, molecular function: Rab GDP-dissociation inhibitor activity. Gene Ontology annotation, cellular component: cytoplasm. Gene Ontology annotation, biological process: small GTPase-mediated signal transduction; vesicle-mediated transport; protein transport. Bases 264 to 680 code for a protein of 138 amino acids.